This is a messenger RNA of Solanum stenotomum, 1106 nucleotides long. Its product is annotated as leucine-rich repeat extensin-like protein 3. The record is from RefSeq and is a predicted model, not a curated record. The transcript has a single exon. NCBI's taxonomy places the organism in Eukaryota, Viridiplantae, Streptophyta, Magnoliopsida, Solanales, Solanaceae. Bases 255 to 731 code for a protein of 158 amino acids.
CUUUGAGGUAAAAAAAUAUCUUCCUUUUCCACGCUUAGUCAAUCUCGCAAGUAGUCAGAUUCUUGAAUUAUCAGCAUAUUGUUUCGGAACAUUUAGUUGUUGCUUUCAAGAUCAGGGACAAAACUUAUCUGGGGGGAAACAAUUGUAAACCCUAGUUCUUUCGAUUUGGGGAAAAUAUUGGGGGAUUUGAGUCCGACCCAGAUGACAUGAGGGUUGGGAGGAGUUAAUUUUUGUUGAGAUUUGAUUGCCCAUGUAUGGAUCCGUCAUUGUCGACUUGGGUAAUCUUCAUAUUGGGGGUCUUCUUCUGUUUAUUUAGUCUUCCUGUGCAGUCGCAGGGAAAUGUGAAUUCCCCUAAUUUACAACCGCCGCCGCCGCCGCCGGAGUCUGAGAAAUCGCCGCCUCCACCCCCACCCCCACCACCUCCCCCUCCACCUCCGCCUCCCCCUCCCCCACCUUCACCAUUGGCUCCUCCACCUCCUCCACCCAAUCAAAGAGCCCCUCCGCCACCUCCUCCCAAGAUUAAAUCCUCAGAAAAGGAACAUUCACACCACCCUCAAGACCACCAUAAGUCUAAUGUUAAAUUAAGCCCACCACAAAAGGAAACGAAGCUAAAUUGGGGGAAGAGACUUGGGUUAAUGUUUGUGGGUAUUGCCGCGAUCUUGCAGAUCUGUGUGGUGGCGUUUUUAAUAAUCAAGAGAAGGCAAUUGUUGAAAGCGCAUUCUGGAUUUUGAAGACACAUUUCCAUUUGAUGAAUCUGUUGUUACUUCAAUUUCUUUGACUAAUUAUUAAUAGCUGGUGGAGCAUGUUUUUAUAUAGCUAGAGUUAUACAGAUUGAGAUUCUUUGAACAGCGGAUUUGGCAACGAAUAUGGCACUCCAUGGAUUACAAAAAUUAAGGAUUCAGCAGAAGAUUGGUGUCGACAUUUCUGUUUUUGCUCUUGUAAAUUGGUAAUUCUUGAUUGUGGCAUUAUUAGCAAUUUUCCUUUUGGGGUGAUUUUGUCCAUUUUCCUUCUGACAUUUUAUUGUGAAUAUUACAGUUUUCCUUAUGAUUCUGUGAAUGAUCUACGGCUAAUUGAUGUUUUCUAUUCUGUGCCAUUAUUUGGUAGUU